AUGGAGGUUUCUUGCACUGAUCAAGAAGUUGAAGUAGAAACAGUGAAACUCAGUUCUAACAGACUCAACGACCUCAAAGCAUUCGAUGAAACAAAAACCGGCGGCAAGGGUCUUGUUGACAAAGGCCUUACAAAGAUUCCAUUGCUGUUCCAUCACCAACCCGAUAAUAAUAAGAAAUCUCACUCAGAACACACAAUUCCAGUUAUAGAUCUUGAAGAUGUUGUUAGCAAGGAUCGAAGCAAACGCCAAGGAGUUGUUUCAAGAAUAAGGGAAGCAUGUGAGACAUGGGGUUUCUUCCAAGUGGUGAAUCAUGGGAUCCAUGAGUGUGUUCUUGAGGAGAUGAAAGAUGGAGUUAGAAGGUUCUUCGAGCAAGAUGAUGAGGUGAAGAAAGAGUUUUAUACAUGUGACCAAAAUAGGACGUUCAUUUAUAACAGUAAUUUUGAUAUGUAUAGUUCACCAGCACUUAAUUGGAGAGAUACAUUUGUGUGCUAUCUUGCUCCUAAUCCUCCUAAGCCAGAAGAAUUACCAGUCGUAUGCAGGUAUCUUCUUAUUACACUAACUAACUUUCAAUUAAAUUACUAA
This is a messenger RNA of Arachis duranensis, 582 nucleotides long. Its product is annotated as 1-aminocyclopropane-1-carboxylate oxidase homolog 12-like. Lineage: Eukaryota; Viridiplantae; Streptophyta; Magnoliopsida; Fabales; Fabaceae. The record is from RefSeq and is a predicted model, not a curated record. Bases 1 to 582 code for a protein of 193 amino acids. The transcript has a single exon.